Molecule: messenger RNA, 1335 nt
Organism: Penicillium longicatenatum
Lineage: Eukaryota; Fungi; Ascomycota; Eurotiomycetes; Eurotiales; Aspergillaceae
Product: fungal specific transcription factor domain-containing protein
Exons: 3
Coding region: 1-1335 (444 amino acids)
Biological process (GO): positive regulation of transcription from RNA polymerase II promoter by galactose; DNA-templated transcription
Cellular component (GO): nucleus
Molecular function (GO): zinc ion binding; DNA-binding transcription factor activity, RNA polymerase II-specific; RNA polymerase II cis-regulatory region sequence-specific DNA binding
Source: RefSeq, a predicted model, not a curated record
AUGGCGCCCGGACUUCCGAACCUCUCUCCAAUAGACAUGAGCGAACAGAGCCAAUCAACGCCACAAUCCUACAACCCGAUCGCAACUAUUGUUGAAGAAGCUCAGUUCGUGGACAAUUACUUCACUCAUUACCACCCUAUUUACCCCAUGCUGCAUGAGGAUACUUUCAAAUCAAUGCAAGACAGCCGACCUACUUCACCUGAUUGGCUCGUAUUGAGCAAUGCAGUUCUCGCUUUUGGGGCUUGGCUGAAUUCCGACGCUGAUAAAGGGUCUAGCGAAGUUUACUUUGGCAAAGCUGAGAAUUGUUUUGAGAAGGCGUCGGUAGAGAGCCAGGGAAGCCUCACUUUAAUCCAGGCCUCGGUUCUACUGGCCGAAUUCGCCCAAAAGCAAGGAGUUCCCCAGAAAUGUGGACGUUACAUUGGAUCCGCAGUUCAGAUGGCCGUUGCCCUUGGCUUGCAAAUGGAGCUCGGUGAUUCUGAAAGUACAGAGCUGGACAAAGAGAUUCGCCGGCGGGUCUGGUGGAGUGUGUACUGUUCGGAGAGCUGUUCUGCAAAAACCUACGGACGACCGCUUCUACUGCCUGAAGAUGCAUUGAUAACUGUCAAGCCAGUUUCGAACAUCCAGCCGAAUCAAGUCCAGGAAGCGAUGGAAAUGAUAAAUGAUUGGCAUAAAGGGUCUUCUCUCUGUCUGCAGGUCACGAAUCCGUCAUCAGCCCCGGAUUGGUAUUUCACUGUGCGUCGGCGCCAGAUACUCUGUGAUCGGAGUCUCCGUCUCCUCAUUCACCGGCCACUCCUCUUGCGAUGGCUAAAACGCAAGUCUAUUGAUGGGGACACUUCCAUAUCAAAUAAUCCCGCAGAAGCUCAAUGUCGAGCGCAAGGUUUGGAACUCGCCCGCACAACCGUUGAUAUGAUUUCCGAUUCCUUUAUCUCGGGUCGAUAUUCGAAGUUGACCCUCUCUUUCACACUGUACGCGCUCUUUCAUGCACUCAUCGUUCCUCUUAUCCACAUUAAAGCAGAUCCGUCUGCACCGACUUCAAUCACCUGCAUGCAAGACAUCACCAAGGCGAAAACCGCGCUCCAGAGCCUCCCAGCAGACCUAGAUAGUCUUUCUCAGAGCUUUGUGAUUGCAUUGAGCCAACUAUUCUCUGUGUCAUUCCAGACGGUGCAGGGAUGUGAGGGCGAAUACACUGCGCUGGGUGUUAAGAAAGUGAUCAAGCCUCACGAUGUCCAGUCUUCAGUUCAUGAUAUAUUUGGAAAUCAAGAGUUGGAUCUGCUCAAAAACGAGGACAUCGUCUCAUCACAUGAUGUUGAUUUUUCCGAAUGGAUACACUCAUAA